Messenger RNA from Magallana angulata, 893 nucleotides. RefSeq names its product calmodulin-like. The record is from RefSeq and is a predicted model, not a curated record. Gene Ontology annotation, molecular function: calcium ion binding. The coding region runs from base 93 to 698 and encodes 201 amino acids. The transcript is spliced from 4 exons. Lineage: Eukaryota; Metazoa; Mollusca; Bivalvia; Ostreida; Ostreidae.
UAUGGGUUAGAAGCUCAUAUGGUUAAGUUGGUCAGGACGGAGGGAGGUAGCACGCACACGACCUUAUAAUAUAUAGAACUCUAUUUCAAUGAAUGACAGAUUCUAACAUGGAAAGUCCCUCUGUUGCUCAGUUUAAGAAACCAGAGAGAAACACGGAGAGUCCGUCUGUUGCCCUGACUAGAAAACGGGAGAGAAGAAAGAAAUCUGUGAUACCGUUCUUAAAGAAACCAAGGAAACCUGCCGGGAUGCCGGAGGAGCAAUUCGAAGAAAUUGUGAACACCUUUUACCUGAUUGACUCGAAUGAAGAUGGCCGACUGUCAAAGAAGGAGCUGAAUGACGCCGCCUUUCUGAUCGGUCUGAAUCCUACAACCAAGGAGCUGGACGCCUGGUGGAAGGAGGCCGAUAUCAACGGGGAUGGAUUCAUCUCAUUGGAUGAGUAUGCCAAGGUCAUGACCUCAAAUUUCGUGUCAAUCGACAUCGAGCGGGAACGGAUGAAGGCGGCCUUUAAUCUUCUGGACCGGAACAACGACGGCCGGAUAUCGCUAAGCGAGUUCCGGGUCGUCAUGAUGUACAACAACAACGAGAUGACGGAAGAGAAAGUGGAGGAACUGUUCAAAGAGGUGGACUCCUCGGGCAAAGGUUACCUGGAUUACGAAGAUUUCAUCAACAGUCACAUUUGUUCCGUCGUCUUUCAAUGACUUUGUUUACGCCAUGGAGAUUGUGUGGCGGUCGCCAUUAUAAACGUGGAAAGGAAUGUUCAAGUUACGCUGCAAUAUUGUUUAACGAUUGCUUAUUACAAUGUGAACUUUAUACUUUAACUGAAUCAUAUAUUUUAUCAAUAUCUAUGUGCCUCAUGUAUUACUAUAGGAAAAUAAAUGAGUAUGUUUCGUUUU